Molecule: messenger RNA, 730 nt
Organism: Dendroctonus ponderosae (mountain pine beetle)
Lineage: Eukaryota; Metazoa; Arthropoda; Insecta; Coleoptera; Curculionidae
Gene: zetaCOP
Product: coatomer subunit zeta-1
Exons: 5
Coding region: 93-629 (178 amino acids)
Biological process (GO): retrograde vesicle-mediated transport, Golgi to endoplasmic reticulum; intracellular protein transport; intra-Golgi vesicle-mediated transport
Cellular component (GO): COPI vesicle coat
Source: RefSeq, a predicted model, not a curated record
UACGUCAAAACUAAAAACUAUCAAGACCUAACCUAAUAAUAUUUGACAAACGUUUGUGUACGUGUUUGAGCCCCUAGUAAUUAUUUGAAAAUAUGGAAGGGUGCCUUUUAGAGCCCACACUGUACACCGUCAAGGGCAUAGUUAUUUUGGAUAGCGACGGGAACAGAAUCCUGGCUAAAUAUUACGACGUCAAGUCUCUUCCGACAGUCAAGGAGCGAAAAGCAUUCGAAAAAAACCUCUUCAAUAAGACUCACAGAGCAAAUGCAGAAAUUAUUAUGCUGGAUGGCUUUACCUGUGUCUACAAGAGUAAUGUGGAUUUGUUCUUCUAUGUUAUGGGGAAUUCAAAUGAGAAUGAGCUUAUCUUAAUGAAUGUUUUGAACUGCCUGUAUGAUUCAUUGAGUCAGAUUUUGCGAAAAAAUGUGGAGAAACGAGCUGUUAUGGACUCGUUAGACAUUGUUAUGCUUGCUAUAGACGAAAUUUGUGAUAGUGGAAUCAUCAUUGAUGCGGAUUCUAGCUCCGUAGUCUCAAGAGUCGCAGUGAGAAGUGAUGACAUCCCAAUUGGAGAGCAAACUGUUGCUCAGGUGUUUCAAACUGCAAAAGAGCAGCUCAAAUGGUCAUUACUUAAGUGAGUUCAAAGAGCUCAGAAUCCUUUUUCUGUAUAAUCUUGGUAUUUAUCAUCAAGCCAGAAUGUUCCGUUUAAUGAUACAAUUUAAUAUACUUUACAAAUAGA